Molecule: messenger RNA, 1628 nt
Organism: Trichobilharzia szidati
Lineage: Eukaryota; Metazoa; Platyhelminthes; Trematoda; Strigeidida; Schistosomatidae
Source: the annotation of a GenBank genome assembly
UGAAGAUUCCGCUACAGGUAGCGAUAUCAUAUGAAGAAUUUCCUCCCCAUUAUGAAAAAUGCGCUUCCUCUCGGAUUAUAUUUACCUUGUAAAAGUUUUGAUUCGUUUCUGUGCACCAGAUUUAUUUACAAUUAAACCGGAUAGAAAAUUUUUUACUCAUCAAUCAUCUAUUAUCACUGGAUGUAUUAUCUGGUUAUUUGAAUUAAUUUCAAAUAUUUAUACCACUGUAAUAUUAGAGCCAAUUUUAAAUUGUUUUUCAUUAUAUCUUGGUGGACGGAAAAAUUUUGGUCGAACUCUAGUAGCGCUUGUUUUAACUUAUUUAUGCUUAAUUAUUAGCUUGUUGUACAUGUAUCUGAUACCUCGACGUCUUUCUAUCCUAUAUUCAUGUUAUAUGUACUUGGAGUAUAAUUCACUUAAAUGUAGUGCAUACUGGGAAGGUUUUUGGCUUAUUUUGCAUUUUUUAUGCAGUCAUUUAUUAAUUAUUAAUGUAUACUUUCAUUACUUAUGCGCUAUAUUUAUUAAUCCUGGUACUGUUCCAAACAUUCUUCCAUCAAUUAAUCAUUUAAAUCAUUCUUAUAAUAAUAAUACUGUGUGUACACGUUGUUUUAUUGCACGUCCUAUGCGAGCGCAUCAUUGUGUUGUCUGCAAAAAGUGUAUUCUACGCAUGGAUCAUCAUUGUCCAUGGACAGCUAAUUGUAUUGGCCUGUAUACCCAUCGUCAUUUCUAUUUAGUAUUAAUAUAUAUGAGUAUUGGUGGAAUAUACUUACUAACUGUUGGUUGGUCAGAUUUUAAAAGUUAUCUAACUGAAGAGAAACAACAUCAAAUAAAUGCGACUGCACAAUACUCUCUGAGUGAAUCAAAUAAAUUUAUGCAUAUACCAUGGAAGGAAUUUUUCAAUCAAUUAUUCAAAGCAUGCUUUAAUUUCGGUUUUAUUGCAAUACCUUUAGUAUGUGCUCUUUGUGCUUGGCAUACUCGUCUGAUUAGUACUGGAGAGACAAGUAUUGAUCGACAUAUUAAUGCUAAAUUUGCACGUGUACUUAAAGAACGAGGUGUACUAUAUCGUAAUCCGCAUGAUUUUGGCUUGUUUUUAAACUGGGUGAAAUUUCUUGGUCUUAUUGAUAAAUGUGAUGCAGAUUUUGUAAAGAAAAAGCAGAAGAAGGAAUCUUUCCAGUUGUAUACUUUUCUUUGUAAGCGAUUUUUCUCUCGUGUUCUACUGCCUUCUUUUCAUCCACCUUAUGAUGAUGGUUUCAUAUAUGAGUUGAAUUUACCUACCGCUGAAUCUGUUAUACAAUCACUUGCAGAAUCUGGAAUGUCUUAGCUGCAGAAAGGUGUUUGUAAGGUGUGAAAGUUAUUGAAGCUGUCUAUGAUAUGGACCACACACACACACACCUGUAUUAUUUGCAGUAUUCAGCUGCUUAACUCAUACACGGUACCGAUAUCGAAGGGUUACUGUAAUAUUGAAGUUCGGACACUUAUGCAUUGGAUCUGAGCAACAUAAAAUACAGAUCGCUUAUUGGUACAAUUUACAGGAUGCAGUAUCAAGCAGGAUUGCUCAAUUAUCUUUGCACUAGUGCUGUUUAUGGUAUUUCUUGUCUAUUAUCCCAGUGAUGUAUACAAUUGAAGUAAAA